AUGAGUGGGUCAUCGACCAGUGCAAGCGUCAGUGUUGGCGGCAGGCCGAGUGGUUGUAGUGGAGGGCCAUGCGGGGCAUGCAAGUUCCUGCGACGCAAGUGCGCGGAUGAUUGCAUCUUUGCACCUUAUUUCGACUCAGAGCAAGGGGUGGAGCACUUCACCGCGGUGCACAAGGUGUUCGGUGCCAGCAAUGUUUCCAAGAUCCUUAAUCAAGCCCCUCCCCACAAGCGCCUUGAUGCCGCCAUCACUGUAUGUUAUGAGGCAAAGGCGCGUCUUCGUGACCCUAUCUACGGCUGUGUCGGUGACAUCUUCGCCCUCCAACAACGGGUAGCGAACCUCCAGGCCGAAGUCGCCUUCCUACAGGCCCACCUCACGACACCGCAACAGCCUUCACCGCCUCCUUUUCUGUCCCCGCCGUACAUACCCAUGACCACUGAGUUCUCCAUUUCUGAACUGGCGUCAUUGUCCAAUGUCCCAAACACCAUUGAACUAUCUUCGUUGUUCGACCCGUCGAUGCAGUGGGCCUUCCAGCAGCAACACCAACAACCAUAUGGCCAGACAGGGGAAGGAUCUGGCGGUACAGGCAACACCAACUCCAAUGGCGAUGACUUGCAAGCCCUGGCUAGGGAGCUCUUGGAUCGACGGUCGACAGGAUUGACACCCCAGCAACCAUCGAACACACAGUUUUGAGAUUGUUUGCCUAGCUUGGUGAACUAAGUUAUCUAAGAUAUUUAAAGCAUACAUUCAUUGUGUGAGAGGAGUACAUGAUUGCUUUUAAUGUGAGAAAAUUUCAUCUGAUUUUAUGGAUGGUAGUUAAUAGGCACCACCCACUUUUUUCUUAUCAGUUUUAUUCUUU
Triticum dicoccoides is the source of this 856-nucleotide messenger RNA. Its product is annotated as LOB domain-containing protein 18-like. The coding region runs from base 1 to 690 and encodes 229 amino acids. Gene Ontology annotation, biological process: hormone-mediated signaling pathway; positive regulation of DNA-templated transcription. NCBI's taxonomy places the organism in Eukaryota, Viridiplantae, Streptophyta, Magnoliopsida, Poales, Poaceae. The record is from RefSeq and is a predicted model, not a curated record. The transcript has 2 exons. Gene Ontology annotation, cellular component: nucleus.